UUUAUCACCCCCUCUUUCCCCGAUCGCCACCGCCGCACCAACCCCUACCCUGAGAAGAGCUAGGUUUUUUACCCUCCUCACUCUCCCUCGCGUCGGCGGCCGCGCGCAACUUUCCCUGAAGCCCCGGAUCCACUCAACCCCCCUCCCCCUCCGCGCCAGAUCGUUGUGUUUAUGAGCUCGAAGGAGAAGCCCACUCUUGGAGGCCAGCGGAUUAAGACCCGCAAACGGAAUAUUGCUGCUCCUUUGGACCCUGCAUCAUUCUCUGAUGCAAUUGUCCAGAUUUAUCUGGAUAAUGCUGGAGACCUGGAACUUGUUGCCAAAAGUAUCGAGUCCUCGGAUCUCAACUUCUCACGUUACGGUGACACCUUUUUUGAGGUUGUAUUCAUUGGAGGGCGCACUCAGCCUGGCACAAUAAAACCUGAGGAAGAAGGAGAGCGUCACCCCUAUUCUGUACUUGAUUGUGCAGCGCAGCGUGAAGCAAUUUUGCCUUCUGUUCUCUACAUUCAGAAAACAUUGCGCAGGAGGCCUUUCUUGAUAAAGAAUCUUGAAAAUGUUAUGCGCAAAUUCCUUCAGUCACUGGAGUUCUUCGAAGAAAAUGAGAGGAAGAAACUUGCCAUUUUCACAGCACUUGCCUUUUCUCAGAAGUUAUCAGGUCUUCCACCUGAAACUGUCUUCCAGCCACUGCUCAAGGAUAAUCUUGUUUCCAAAGGGAUAGUGCUUUCGUUCAUUACUGAGUUUUUCAAAGAAUAUCUGAAGGAGAACACUUUAGAUGAUCUUAUUGCACUUUUGAAGAAAGGCAAAAUGGAGGACAAUUUGCUGGAAUUUUUCCCAUCGGCAAAAAGAACCUCCGAGGCUUUAUCUGAACAUUUCACUAAAGAAGGUCUGACAAGUCUUGUUGAGUACAAUGAAAAGAAGAUGUUUGAGGUUAAACUUAAGGAGAUAAAGUUAACACUGACAACAAUGAUCAAUGAAGAGGCUGAAAUAUCUGAAGUCACAGAAGCUGUCAAGCAACAGGUGAAAGAUGCUAAAUUUCCUGAUAUAGAGGUUGUUCGCAUGCUAUGGGAUGUGCUGAUGGAGGCUGUUCAGUGGUCUGGGAAGAACCAGCAACAAAAUUCUAAUUCAGCACUUCGGCAGGUGAAAGCAUGGGCUGGCCUUUUGAAUGCAUUCUGCACAAGUGGCAGGCUUGAACUCGAACUCAUAUACAAAGUUCAGACACAGUGCUAUGAGGAUGCUAAGCUGAUGAAGCUAUUUCCUGAAAUAAUCAGAACGCUGUAUGACCAAGAUGUCCUAGCUGAAGAUACCAUCCUCCUUUGGUUCCGCAAGGGUUCAAACCCAAAGGGCAGGCAAUCUUUCGUCAAAGCACUGGAACCUUUUGUUAAAUGGCUGGAGGAGGCCGAGGAGGAGGAAUAAAUGGUGCUACUGGAGGCUGUGCGAAUGUAUUGUUUGAAUAUUUCCUUAUAUCCCAAGUUUCCAGCUAAAGUUAUGUAUCUUUUGCUCCCUUGUUACUGGGCCGACCAUUUUAUGAUCACAUGCUGAUCCUAAUAGUCUACUGAAUGUUAAAAUCCCAUGCAAGAAGUUAUUCCAGGAUUUGCUAAAUUAUUGGUUGUUACAACUUACAAGAAUGUUCCAUAUGUUAUUUCUCAACUGUUGGUACUUAAGAUAUUUUAAAUUCU
Messenger RNA from Oryza sativa Japonica Group (Japanese rice), 1673 nucleotides. RefSeq lists its product as uncharacterized. The record is from RefSeq and is a predicted model, not a curated record. NCBI's taxonomy places the organism in Eukaryota, Viridiplantae, Streptophyta, Magnoliopsida, Poales, Poaceae. Gene Ontology annotation, molecular function: protein binding. Gene Ontology annotation, cellular component: membrane; cytoplasm.